AUGCUCAUGGAGACUGCCACCUCAAGCUUGAUAGCUACAAGAUUCUCUACCUUAUACCUUCCACACUUUCAGUUCCCACACCUGGAUAAUCCUUCCCAGAUGCACAAGUAUCCAUCAUACGCACCUGCAACAGCUGGAAUAACGAAUAUCUCAACAUCUCCCUCGCAAAGUAGUGAUUUCAGCCCCACACUCUCAAGUCCUAGCUCUACAGCGGGCUUGAUCAACCCAUUAUCCUACUGGACCAUAACGCCACAAACCUCAAUAACUCGCCACCAAACUGGUUCAUCAAUGUCGCCAACGUAUAUUUCAGGGCAUAAUGAGAUGGAUCGUCUCUCUGAAAGCUCAUCUGGAAGUGGCAUUAUAGCGUCAUCACAAUAUAAUUUCCCUUUUUAUUCAAAUAACUUAUCCAUAUCAGGGCCUAGGGGAACCAACCAUCCGCAGAAUCAAAGUCUUCAGCAUAUACAUCAGAAUCAACAGCAAUAUCCGGAGCAUGCACGCCUACCUUUUCCUCGUGCGCCACUACAGGGGAUGCGGCAUACAUCCGACAGCUAUGGAGACCGUUUACCCCUUUCACAGAUCCACUCCCGCUCAGCCCUUGCUUUACAACCAAGCAACUACUCAUCUUAUACUUCACCGCAGAAUACGCCAUUAGGUUCGGCCACAGCGCCACGACUCUCCACUACGAGUUCUCAGAAUAAAUAUAGUAAUGAGACUAUAUCAACACAGCACUUCUAUUCCCAGCCAUAUAAUAAUCACAUUAUAUCUACCAUACCUAUAAAUAUGAUGUCCUCUGAGCAAUCAUCAGAAGAGCAAAUCCCCUUAGUUAGUAACAUACAUAUAGCGCCAUGUGCGUACCAACUGAGUGAUUCUUCAUAUGCUAUGACUCAGCAGAAUACCCAGAGCGAUCGGCCGUUCAAGUGUGAUCAAUGUGCACAAUCAUUUAAUCGGAAUCACGACUUGAAGCGCCACAAGCGUAUUCAUUUGGCUGUCAAACCUUUUCCAUGUAUGAAGUGCGACAAAAGUUUUUCCCGAAAAGAUGCGUUGAAGAGACAUAUCCUUGUCAAAAGUUGUGGUGGCGCCAAUAAGAAGACAAAAACCUUGAGCAGGAGCUCACUAUCUUCCCCAAAAAACAUAAUAAACUCGUCAUUUUCGGAUGACUGCACUGAAAUGAACAAGAAAUGGUGA
This is a messenger RNA of Blumeria graminis f. sp. triticale, 1185 nucleotides long. The record is from the annotation of a GenBank genome assembly. Lineage: Eukaryota; Fungi; Ascomycota; Leotiomycetes; Helotiales; Erysiphaceae.